Messenger RNA from Stylophora pistillata, 3128 nucleotides. RefSeq names its product utrophin. Gene Ontology annotation, molecular function: protein binding. Lineage: Eukaryota; Metazoa; Cnidaria; Anthozoa; Scleractinia; Pocilloporidae. The record is from RefSeq and is a predicted model, not a curated record.
UCUCCAGGAAUCGAUAAAGAUGGCAUCCAAAAACACAGCUCGCACGCCAUCUUUAAGAAAAUUUCAAACAGCAGCAACGACUGUUCAACGCAAUGCACAUUAUACAAGGAAGUUCACUCAGUUAGCUGGUGAGAGAGAAGCCCUACACAGAAAAACGUUCACAAAAUGGGUAAACGCAAGACUCGCUCAGCACGAUCCUCCCAUGGAAAUAAAAGAUGUUGUAGUAGAUUUUAUGGACGGGAAGAUGUUGCUGAAUAUGAUGGAAGUCCUUUGUAACACAAAAUUGAAAAAAGAAAAAGGAAACUUGCGUGUUCAUAAGUUGAACAAUGUUGAACAAGCUAUGAAAUUGCUUGAGAAGCAAAAGGUUAAACUGGUGGGUAUCAAUGCUUUUGACAUUGUGGAUGGAAAACCUCGUGUAAUUCUUGGCCUCAUGUGGAGUGUCAUUCUCAGAUUCCAGGUCCAAGAGAUUAUGCAGGAAACAGUAACAGAGGAGACGGCGAAAUCGUUCAAUGUCGAAAAGAAGCUUCUUGAUUGGUGCAAAGAACGCUUGAAAGGGUAUGAAGACCACGUCACAAUAUCUGAUUUUUCUUCAAGCUGGAGAGAUGGUCUGGCAUUCAACGCUCUUAUUCAUUCCUACGGACCUGGACUGUUUGACUUCAAUGCCAUUGCGCAGUCAUCGACUCGAGCCAGACUGGACAACUCUUUUAAGAUGGCAGAAAAGCACUUCGGCGUUCCGCGCUACUUAGACUCGACAGACAUCGACGUUGAAAAGCCGGACAAGAAGCUUAUUAUCAUGUAUUUAACUGAGAUGUACAACUACCUUGAGGGAAACAAAGCCAAAGAAAGGAAGGCUUCGGUAAUUGCGGAGAAUUCUUGCUUUAUCGAGAAAGCAGAUGCUGUGGAGGGAGCCCUGAACGAUGGCUUUGAUAAUUUGGAUAGCAAAGCAGCCAUCAGUCAAUCAGAACACGAUAAGGCAGUUGCUGAUCUUAGCAAGAAAUUGAAUGAAGUGGAAAGCGGAUUGUCUGACGCGGAACACAAUAAACCAGUUUACGAUGAUAAUGAUUCAGUUGAUUUGGGAGAAGUAACCAAACAGCUAGAGGAACAACAGAAAUUUCGCCAGGACCUUGAGCCAGUAAAGUCUCGUACUUAUGAAGUUUUGAAUGAAGGACGAUCGUUGAUAGGGGAAGGAUACUUUGAUUUAGGUGAAAAGGAGCACUUCCAAGACCGGAUGGAUAACGUCGAUAAAAGGUUGCAAAAUCUUCUUGAGCAAUCCCAGAGGGAUCAGGACAAGCUUUCACAGGAGAGAUCCGUACUUUUGAAACAGCAGUUAAACAAAAUGACCAUAUGGUUGAAAAAGGCCGAGCAAAAGAUGGACAAAGAAGAUGACAUUGGCCCUACCUACGAAACUGUUAAGGAGCAGUUGGAGGAACAUCAGAAAUUUCAAGAAGGAGUUGGUGACAUGUCUUUAGUGGCUUCGGUAAUGAGGAUUGAUUCAACAGACCCAGAUUUGGAUGGUAAAACUCGCGAACAAAUCAAAACUGUGAACGAAAGGUGGGCAACGGCCUGGAAUUGGAGUGAGGAUCGAAACCAGAAACUAACCAAAGCAAUGAUCGACUGGCAGAAAUUUCGAGAUGAAGAACUUAUUCUUCUAAACUGGCUCAGCCAGAAAGAGAAAACUCUCAAAGAGGUGUCGAAUACUGAUGUUGCUGACGAACAACAGGUCAAGGAAAGCCUUGAACUUCUUGAGACAACUCAGAAGGAGCUUGAAGAACAGGAGGAAAGACUGCAAAGGCUCCGUCAAUUGGGGAAAGACCUUAUUGAGGAUUCGGGUAGCGACGAAGAGACAACAAAGGAAAUUGAAGCACAAUUACAAGACUUUGACGACUGCUGGAAUCAUGUUGCCAAGAGAGUCAUUGAUGAAAAGGAAAAGUUGGUAAAUACCCAAAACAAAAUGAAAGAGAUGUAUGACCUGGUGGAUUCUGUUAAUCAGUGGGUGGACGACGGGAAAGCGUUGAUGAAUGAAUACAAAGAAGAUUUGCCUUCUGACGAGCAAGAGAACCUUAAGAAAAGAGCUCAGAUUAAACUAGAGGAAAAGCCAUCAAUGCAAGUCAAGGUUGAUCGAGUCAACCGGCUUGGAAAGGACGUAUGUGAAAUUCUUGACGGACCGUCACAGAAAGCCGUUAAAGGAGAACUGCAGCAAUUUAAUGACCGUUGGCAGGACGUGUGUCCAGCAUUGGAAGGCUUCAGCGAUAAGGGGUAUCCAGAUGUUAACGGAAAUGAGUGUUGUAUUGUUAGAAUCAUGAAAAGAAAGUUUAAAUCUCUCUCAUAGAGUAAUACACAAGGCUAUAGAUAAUGAAAAGCUGCAGAAAAUUAAUUAGAGAUCACGUUAGGUUAGGAAAAUUAUUGGGAGAAUCACGAGAUAUUUCGUAUCCACGAUGAACAACUGUGAUGCAAUCCUUCUUCCAGACUGAUUUUGGUAAACUUGACUCGGUAGAGGUAAUAGCAAAAUACCAAUAUAAAUUAAGGAAAACGAAUUGUAGGAAACGGCUGGGGAAACAGAUUCCUUCAGACCUUUAUCGCGAUGGGUAUGCUGAGUCCACAAGGAUGAAUAAGCUUUGUUAUGGUCUUUGUCUGGCCUCAAAGUGGAAGAUGAUUUGAAUUCGUUAAAAUUUCAAAAGGGCCAAAGCGUGAUAUAGGGAGUUUUUCCUGAACCCCAUAACCACUUAAAUAAACAGAACUCUGCUAAACAGAAAAUAACUCCGUUUUUCCUUUCAAAGACGCUUAGACUUAGUACAUAUGGGCGGGAAUUCAAGAAAGAAAGUAAAAAAAUUUCAGUUCUAAACUCAAGCGUCUCAUUACAUCGAAAGAAUUGCUCAAAUAAAUGGUUCAAUAGAUGCAUGCAUAAGCCAAGCAUUUGUUUAUAGGGAAAUUGUAAAAAACUCAUUUGUAUCCUUUAAAAUUAGGUUAACAAGAUAUAAAGAUGUAUAUGCCUUAAUGCUAAACGCGGAUAAUUUAAUUGAAUAUAUUACAGGCCCGCUGUGCAGACAAUUGUACAUGCUGCUAAAAGCACACAGCUACUCAAACGGUUGUAUCAAUUGGUUGAGUCAAUAAAAUAUUUCUUUACGGUA